This is a messenger RNA of Letharia columbiana, 627 nucleotides long. RefSeq lists its product as uncharacterized. The record is from RefSeq and is a predicted model, not a curated record. Lineage: Eukaryota; Fungi; Ascomycota; Lecanoromycetes; Lecanorales; Parmeliaceae. The transcript has a single exon. The coding region runs from base 1 to 627 and encodes 208 amino acids.
AUGACCGGAAGACGCCUCCUUGAUAUAGCAGCCAUAUUCAAGGCUUCCCAAGGCGUUGCUGCAAAGCAUGUCGCCCUCCGCCAACACCAGUUGGACGUUUACAGCAAGACAUCCUCUCUUGCUAAAGCUGUUAAGUCACAGACUGACCGAGUCACCCUCACGGUGAAAGCUGCCUCGGUUUUGGCAGAACGUUUCAAUGGACCCGAACCCGAUUAUUCUACGCAGGCUUCGCAACCAAGAAAGUCUACCCAGGGUGCGCCCAUACCCAGUCAAGAUGGGGCUUCUGGGACAACCGAGGGAUCGGUGAAGAAGGAUGGUCUUUCCCAGGAUCAUUUCUACGAAAGACCAGACCAGAAUGCUGCUGCGGAUCCUCCACCAGAUGCUAAUCUAGGUGUGAGGCAAGAAAAGGCGAAAAGAUACCCGCUACCCGAUGGAUCAAUGCUUCCAGCAGAUACUGCUGAAGUGCCAGAGCGAGAUAAAGACUCAUACAACGAGUUGCCGCAAACAGAACCCGCGAAAGCCCCGUUAGCUGAUGGAAGAGAGGAGACAGACGAGGGCCUACAGCCCACUCUAUCAGGCAGAACGAGUAUUCCAAAUCCAAAAGGGAACAGAUCCUGUGAUCGCUGA